Messenger RNA from Coregonus sp. 'balchen', 10096 nucleotides. The record is from the annotation of a GenBank genome assembly. NCBI's taxonomy places the organism in Eukaryota, Metazoa, Chordata, Actinopteri, Salmoniformes, Salmonidae.
AUGGUCCUGUUCUGGUUGUGUUUGUGUCCUAGGCCGGGUGAGUGGGACUUCCGUUGAACUGAUACCAGAUCAGUAUUAUCCCCAGAAUUCCAUAUAUUCCUACAGAACGGACACCAUGUUCAAUUCAUCCAUUAUGGCCAGAAAGUUCCUCCUGACCUACCCUGCUGUCAUCGCUCAUAAUUUACAGCCUCUCCUGUCCAUCCUUUCUCUAAUCCACAUGGUAGAAAUAGCCCAGCUCAUACAUACUCACUGCCUUACUCUGCCUUUCUCUUCACUGUGGGGUUUUGAGGAGGAAUAGGGUCCAUUACAGUGUUGUCAUAUGAUUAGAUGAAACACUGUCUUUAUAUGAUCUUUUAAUGAGUACUUAAUAAAGAUGAGCCAGGGCUUGGGGAGGAUGGCCCAUGUCAGAAGAAUAAGAUCCUCUUACUGUGGGCCUCUAAAGGGAGUUAUUUUGGAAGAAGUCGGUGUGUAUGAUUUGAGGCAAUGAUUUCUGUGUUAGCCCACCAAUUGGGCUUGAGUCUGCCUUUUUGGCAUCAGGUUCCCUCCCCUCCCCUCCCCUCUCUCUACCCAGACUCUGCCCUCUUCACAAGGGUCUGAGCCAAAGACCUGUCAAUCCCAACCACUAUAAACAUAAGGGAAACCUAAAGAAGAAGAGAGGAUCAGUUUUCAAAAGCAAGGACACUUCAUCUUUGUAUGAUCUUUCUCAUGAGAGCGUGUGUAGCUCAGGCUUUCGUAACUGUAUCCUCACUGAUGUCCCUGCUGGCACUGACCACUUGUGGAACAGCAUUUAGCACUGAAUGUGUUGCUUGAAACAUUUCUUAAAGCAGAAAGUUCUGUCAAUUCCUGUGUGCGGCGUAUUAACUGGGUCAUUCCUACUGUGCGGUGCCUUUUCUGUUCCCAGGAAAUGUUGCUUCUUAUUUAGUGCCAAAUGUUGAUUCCAAAAGGCUUUAAAUAUAAGGUCAGGUGUCCUUUACCUUAAAAACAAAUUAAAUAUGGAUCUUGAAAGGGAAUUUUAUGCAUUUUGAACACUUUUCUUUUUUAGUGGAUGUAGGUGUUUUGCCAUGUCCCUGGGUGUUAUUCAUCAACUUCCACAAGAAAUAUAAGCCAUAAAGUAAUACAAUAUUUAAAAUCUUUCUUCAUUGUUUUAUAGUCCUAGUUAAAUUCUCUCUCAUCAGUAACGUAUUUUCUUCUCAUGAUUAUUGUGUUUAUUAUUAUUUUAUUUAAGAUUUUCUGUGAGUGCCUAAUUUCCACCCUGUUAGUUUGUUGUAAUUCUCCAUGUAAGAAAUCAACCCCUUCCUACAAUGACACCACAUUCAGGAAGUGUCAUAAUUUAUUUGGUGGAAAAACAAUGGUGCAAAGUUAAAUAAAUAUAAACACUCAGUUGUAUCUAUUUUUCCAUGUUUCAUGUUGAUAUUCACUCAUACAUUUCUGCCUUGUUAGGAUAAAUUACAGAGAAAAUUAACAACAUUUCAAAAUGUUAAAAUAUGUUUGAUAGAGAAGUUAAAAUCCUGUUCAAGCGUUCACCAUUAUGUUAGCUCAAUCUUGUUCACUCACAGAGCUAUGGCUAAUUUAGGCUCCAAAUGUCCACCCUGUUAGGUACCACCCUCUGGCGUAACACAGUUUCUCUGGUCCCCCGCAAGGUUGGAAUUCGCUGUCCAUGGUGCUGAAAUUGCGGCAUGUCUAUGCGGCUACAUGCCUAUCGAAUCGAUGAUAGGCUUUGUGUUGCAAGUGCUUAGCUUUGCUUUAGCUAAUUGAUAAAUGUUUAUUGGUAGGCCUAUUUGGUUGUCAUUUUCUCAGUAAUAAAUGUUCAAUGCAACAGCAUACUAAUCAUCUACCAUUUAAAAAAUAUAUAUACACCUGUCCUUUAUAGGCUACCUGAACCUGCAUGACAUGAGCCAUCCUCACACUCUCUCCCAGCUUGGAUAGAAAGUUGUGUGUAAAACCAGUCCGCCCUCAAAACUCUAGCUUACUAGGGAUUGUUUCAAUUUGCAGUGUACUAUCUAUAGCUAUAUACCAUAUUUAGCUGCUAUUUACAAACGUUUUAUAAAAAUGACACAUGAAAUAAAAAAAGUAGUAGACAGUCUUUCCUGAGACAUUGUACAUUAUACUGUAUGUCCAUUGCGCUGCACACAAUUUAAACUUAGUAUUGAAUGAUGCAUGUCAAGAUAUACCAGAGAUAAGGGACUGUUGAUAUUGCAACCACACAAAUCAAAUGCCGGUUCACCAGUAUGAACAAAAUGGCAAACAGCUUUUUUUGUUCAUGCCCUCAAAAACUGUUGUCUGCUAAAGAUGAUGAUCUGUUUGCAUCUGCCAAUUUAUUGGCUGCCGGCAACUAAGGAGAAUGAGAGGCUCAAUUAAAGCUGUUACAGAACUGCUGUAUUUGAAACACAACUCCCUUCUGCCCAGUUUUCCUGAUGUUGCUACGGCAAUCAAGCUGUUUUUACCAUCCCUGUAACUGUCGCUUCUGCGGACCGAUCGUUUUCUAAACUAAAACUCAUAAAGAACUAGCUAAGAAGCAUUAAGCGCUCGGUCUGAAAUGAGCUUUUGAACACCUGAGGAAGCUCCACUCAUUGCACUGGCGCCAUCGUAGCCUUGACCACGGCAUUUGUUCACUGAUAUCUGAUAUCCCCUUAUACUUUUAAUUCGUUUAUUUUUAUUUUUUCACUUUUUCAGUCACAUUCCUGAAGCACAAGAAACAGACACUUAGCUUCCUAGAACACAUGGAAAUUAAAAAGGUUUAUGAAUAACUUUUUGGAGGGUUACUGUCAAUGAUUUAUAUAUUAAAAAUUGACAUCAAUGACAGGCGCAUGGGCCCCCUGCCUUGCGGGGGCUGAGGGGGUGUCCAGUACGCCAGUGGUUCCACCCUGUUAGAAUUAUGUACCUAACAGGGUGGAAAAUGCACCUAAAAUAAAGUGCUUGACCAAUAUGUUUUUCUGAAAAGUUAAACGUCUUUUUUUCUGAUAGAAGGAACCGCAUUACAGGUUGAUACAAGCAUAUAACAUUUGAAUCAGGUCAAAGGAAUGUAUCACAGCAAUGGAAAACAAUAUUGAGGAAUAAUUUUCCUUCAUUGUUGAUUUCCCCUACCUAACAACUAUCUUUAAUUUAAGCAGAUUAUUCAUUUAAUGAACUAUCUGCUACCGUUAUUGGAUGACUGUCAUUCAUAUUCCAUUCACCCAGCUCAAUGUAACAUAGAUAGGUUUAGGCUUCAAUAUGACACUAAAAUGUUUCCUAUACCCAUCAUGAGGUUUCUACAACCUGACCUAACGUAGGUGCACAGGUCGAGAGAAAUUUGAGUAAUCAAGGUGACAGACAUUGACACAUUCAAUACCGCCUUGCACAAUCUUGCCUGCAUCUAGCUGAUCUAGGGUGUAAUCAUUAGUCAACAGUUGCAAACGAGAGUUUCUAUUGGACAAAUUCCGGUGUGUUUAUUCCUGUUUCGUUCCGUUUGCUUCCGUUUAAGAAACAUUUUUCAACAGAAUCGGCGGAAUGAAUACACCCCUGAUCACACGAAAACACAGUUCACUUUCAUAGCAGCCACAUACAAACAGCAUGAUACCUUUGAUCGUUAGAUAAUUCCUUCUCGCAUCUACACGCUCUCAUCCUCUCCUCUUUUCCCUUUGCUUGUGGACUUCAGUGCACAACACAUCAGCUGUAUGUAACCAGGCGAAAAGCCUUUCCAAGCCAAACCUUAUUAUAACCGCUAACCGCUACACACAGCCUACAUCAUUGUCACCAUAUUAGCUAACGUCAAGUCAGCAUAGCUACUAGAACUAAUGCGUUAGUAUACCCGCUACAAUCAUGCAGUAAAGUGUUAACAAGCAGUUUAGCAGUUACACCGGCAGGUCCCAGUGGCAAUAAAUUAAUAAAACCAAAAGCGUACCUUGACUUGGAAGAGUGCCAGUGUUGGAUAGCCAUAGCCAGCUAGGUAGGAAUACCUGGGAUAGGAUAAAGUAAUCCUUCUACCCCCCCUUACCCCACCCCCCCCCCCCCAAAAUAAUAAUAAUAAUAAUAAUAAUAAUAAUAAUAAUAAUAUUGUAAAGUGGUUGUCCCACUGGCUAUCAUAAGGUGAAUGCACCAAUUUGUAAGUCGCUCUGGAUAAGAGCGUCUGCUAAAUGACGAAAAUGUAAAUGUAAAUGUAGGUAACAUAGCAUCCCUCUCUGUUUGAGCCAGGUGUCUGAGUAGGCUAAACUAGCUAGCUGCAUUCGCUAGCUAAGUAAGUGAAAGUAAAAAAAAAAAAAUGAAAUGUAGCUAGCUCUCGCUCUCUCUCUCAUUCUCUCUUGCUUGUCCUUCAUUUUUGAAGAAAUUAAAUUUGUUCAAAACUAUUCAAUUAUUGUCUUUCUCUCUCUUUGAGUCAACUACUCACCACAUUUUAUGCACUGCAGUGCUAGCUAGCUGUAGCUUAUGCUUUCAGUACUAGAUUCAUUCUCUGAUCCUUUGAUUGGGAGGACAACAUGUCAAUUCAUGCUGCAAGAGCUCUGAUAGGUUGGAGGACAUCCUAUGGAAGUUGUCAUAAUUACUGUGUAAGUCUAUGGAAGGGGGUGAGAGCCACAAGCCUCCUAGGUUUUGUAUUGAAGUCAAUGUACCCAGAGGAGGACGGAAACUAGCUGUCCUCCGGCUACACCAUGGUGCUACCCUACAGAGUGCUGUUGAGGCUACUGUAGACCUUCAUUGCAAAACAGUGUGUUUUAAGCAAUUAUUUGGUGACGUGAAUAUAUUAAGUAUAAUUUUAUCUAAAAAGGGUAACUUUUUAAGUGUUUCACUAUUUUUAUGAAAUUCACUGAGUAGGAUGGUCCUCCUCUGAGGAGCCUCCACUGGUCCCUAUCCCAUUGAAGUUUACAUUUAAAAUGGUUGAUAUAAGGCUAGGGUUAGGAAGGGUUAUGGUUAUGGUUAAGGUCAGGGUUAUCGUUAUGGUAGGGACGUCCCAAGAAUCCCAGAUAGCACUGACCCAUUCGCUACGCCACUCUUUCCCCAUGACGCCAAUCACACUAUGCAAUAUUUCCCAAACACAAACAUCCCUAUGCCAAUGACACUAUGCAUGUGAAACAUUUUAAAUAAUACUGCAUGUGAGACAUUUGAAACGCCAUUAUGCAUGUGAGACAUUUAGCCCCUGUAAGUGUGAAUAGAUCAUUUACAUCAUUCUGGCCAAGAAGGCGGCAUUGUAAGCAGUCAAAUACCGAAUGUGUUUCUUAUGAAUCCUCAGUGUGUGCUGUUUCUUAAAUAUUUGUUACCACUGGAUGUGUGUGACAUAUAAUUCAUACUGUAAGUGUUACAAAAUGGUUAACAACACAGAAGCUUUUACCAUAGGUUAAAAGUGAGAGGGUAGUUGUAUUGUCUUUCAUGUUCUUAUUGUGUCAUUCAUGUUGACUUCUAUAGUUACUAACCUACAGCCUAAAAGUUUUUCAUCUGACGUAACACUAACAACAAAGAUAGAUGAUGACACUCGUGUAUUGUUUUGUUUCCCAUUUGCCAGUCCAAAUGUCCACUUCCUGCCCCCCCCCCCACACACACCCCUCCACCAAAACAUAAUACACACACCCACCCACUCCUCUCUCUAGCACCUGUGUGUUUCCCUAAAUAAAAAUGGGCGGACUGUGGAGUGAGGGGCUCUGUUUUAUCCCUGAGUCUUGUCACGCCCUUUUUAUAGGAAACUCAUCUCAACGUCCAGCAACAAAUGGAAUACAGGGAUUUAUCCGUGGAGAUAGAGUUUCAGCCUACAGCUGAACGCCCCUCUCUCACAGCUCCACUGGGUUUCCUUGUUAAGUAAAGCCACAGGAAGACUGUGUCGAUGCUGCUGCUGGUGGUCUCCUUGGCAUGGCUUGAUGGCUGUGUGUGUGGUUAAGGUGGGCUUGGCUCUAGUCUGAUCUUCCUUUCUGUUUACCUCUGUGUGCCUCCAGAGCGAGUACAGCCCAGCAUGGCAGCCCCUGGCAGCUCCAGCGGACUAGAGGUUCUCCUGUCUACGCUGCAGGUAGGAACGCCCAGGGUCUGGGACUGGGACUGUAUGUGUGGCUGUGCCUGUGCUGUGUGACUGUGUCUCUGUUUAUUAGGGUUCCCUGAUAAGGCAGACUAAAAUGGAAUACUCCAAAUAAAAGUGGGCAGCGGUGCUGCUGACGGACGGGACUGGGACGCUAGGCUAGCAACAGGCACUUCCUACGUAGAGCUGAAAGAGGAAGAUAAAAGGUGAUAAGUAUUCUCUCAACACCCAGCAUCUGGAAACAUGUUUACAACUUUCACUUGCUGAACAGUUACUGUUCGACAGAUAAGCACAGGGCAUAGAUCACUCUAGUAUUACUUGGACAGCUAGUGUAAUUGCUAUAAUUCCUUUUGGAAACAGAAGUGUAUUCUUUCUGUCCCUGACACUAAAACUGAAACUAAAUAAUAUAAAAACGAAAUUGAAAUGUUUUUAUAAAAAUUUACUCGUUUUUAUUUAGUUAAAGUGGAUCUGAAAACUAACUGAAACUAAACUGAAUUUCAAAGAAAAAUCUUAAAACUAAUAGAAAUAAAAACGAAUAUAAAACACCAAACUAUAAUAACCUUGCACCCAAUGCCUUCCUUAUGGUUCUUUGGUUUUUCCAGUUUCUGUGUGGUCCGUUUGUCUGCACCAAGUUUAGUAUAGUUUUGUGUUUUUAUAUUCAUUUUUAUUUAGAUUAGUUUUAAGAUCUUUAUUUGAAGUUUAGUUUCAGUUAGUUUUCAGAUCCACUUUACUAGUUUUUAUUUAGUUGAAGUUUUAUGAAAACAUUUCUAUUUAGUUUUUAUAUUAUUUAGUUUCAGUUUUAGUGUUAGGGACACAAAGUAGCCUAUGUGUGGGAGGCUAGGAGACAUUAAUGUGUUGUAUAAUUGUUGUGUUUUUGAGGAUGUCACUUCUUGCCACUGAGGGGCAGUAAUGCAUAAGCGGAUGGGUCAGGUCAUAAGUAAGGUUAGGUUAAAAGGUAGACUCAGCGAGAUGACAGUAGUAGUGGGUCAAGUAAACAGUAGUAGUGGGUCAAGAUCUUUUCUCCCCACAGAAUGCAGGGGACAUUGAGAGCGCCCUCAAUAUCCUCAACGUGCUGGAUGAGCUGCUUUCAGCUGGUGAGUCUUCGUUGUUGAUUCCGAUUCAUAGUACAGAUUCAUAGUCAUUCCAUGCAGAUAUAUAAUGCUACAGUCCUCUACUCUCCUUUGAGAUCUACAGUCAAUUACCCUUCUUUGGUUUAGUUGCCUUUAGUCAGUGUGUGUGUGUGUGUGUGUGUGUGUGUGUGUGUGUGUGUGUGUGUGUGUGUGUGUGUGUGUGUGUGUGUGUGUGUGUUCCAGGCACAGACAGACGGAUCACCUACAUGAUCUUGAAGGGUGGCAGCGAGGCCCUCCUGAGCUCCCUGAUGACCACAGUCAGGACUUUCUCCCCCAACUUCACUAUCCUCCUCCCCGUGCUGUACCUCCUGGCCAAGGUCGGACACAGAGGUGAGGCUCCGACUGAAUGAUCGGAAUGAAAAUAUAGUUUACAAGAACGUGAAAUGUUACAAAAAUAGAGGUAUCGUAAGUGGGGUAAUUAUUUAGCUGUUGUUAUAUAAGUACAGUAAAUGGCUAUUUGUCUCAAUUAUAUGUUGUAGUGAGAGGUUGUCAAAUGGUUCGUAGAUCCUAACCUUUCAAAACUGUGGGUAGCUUGAUUUUCUUAGCUUCCAUCUUAGAAUGUCAACACGACAAAUAAUGGAGACCUCAUGGUGUUCUCCUCAUUGGCAGAGGUAUCAGCUUUAAAUAGAAAGGCCAGGCCAACAGGUCCAUCUGACUAACAAACCAUGUUAUCCAUUAUGUGACAAAGCUUCCCUGACAUGGAUGCAUACCCUCAUAUCUUCAUUAGUGACAUGUGGCCACUAGUAGGAAUAUACAUUUUGCAUUACAUUUUAGUUAUUUAGCAGACGCUCUUAUCCAGAGCGACUUACAGCGAGUUAGUGCAUUCAUCUUAAGAUAGCUAGGUGAGACAACCACAUAUCUCAGUCAUAGUAUGAUAAUGUUUCCUCAAUAAAGUAUAGCUAUCAGCAAAGUCAGUGCUAGUAGGAAAAAGUCAAGUGUGAGUGUAAGUGUUAGUUUACAAAAGGCAUUUUUUGUUGUUGUUGGGGAGUGAGGGGGGGAUGCUGUGGGAUAAGCUUUCUCCAUUCAUAUUCAUUGAAAUGUUUAUUCUAACCCACACUAUUAAGCAUUUAUGGUAACUGGUAUCAGCAGCAUAAGCUGGUCUCUAAAAUAUAAUUUUGGUCUCAAGCUAUUUCGACAAGAAUGAGAAGCAACGGUCAAAUUUCAGCGCUGGGUUGUUGUGACCUAAGUGAUCUUUCCACCUAAUUCAUCAGCAAAAUUAGACAUCCGGGUCAAAGGUCCCCAGCUGGCUUUUGGGAAAUACAUUUGUGUUUCCACUUGAGAGCAAGGUCACAUAGAAGCAACAGUCGAUUUGAUAUGGUGCUGUGCGAUAAAAUUGAUUUAUGAGCUUGCAUUACUAUUUGCAUUAGAUCCCAAAUCACUUUAUUUUAUUGCUUUCAUUAUGUUAUUGCUAAACAGCACAUAUUGUAUUUAUUGGUCUCAUCUGCAUUACAAUGAAAGGAAAGCUUUGCUCCUUACUUCAAGGCCUGAUGAGCCUGUUCUGUCUGCUCUCCAAAACAUACAGUACAGUCAUCUAAUGAAUGCCUUUGACGGGACACUUUAUAUUUAAUGGGUGUCCUCCGAUCAUAAAUUCCAGCUCUGAAUAUUUAUGCACAAGGCAUUAUCCAAUAAAGCCAUUGAAGCUUUUUCCACACUAAUUGCUGUGAUAUUUGUUCAAAAACUAGGAUUGCUGUGCCUGGUUAAGCAAUCUAUUCCACUCCUCGGACCGACAGGCAAUUCACAUGUGUAAAAGCACCAAGAAAUCAUUCAAGCAAAUUGACAAUUUAUGAGCAUUGGCAUUGCAUAUCAUUCAGUGCAAAAUUUGCCCUCAUGCUACCAAGCAGCAUUUAUUAAUGUGUUCAUUUCAUUAUGGUAAUUCUCACUGAGAAGUGUUUUCUUGUUAUUUUAAGUGGCGGAUGAAAUAUUCAAAACACAUACACAAACUGUUUUAAUUCCACUGAUCAAAUAUUUAUCUUAAUUUGCUUGAUCUCUUUUUCUACCUCAUAGAAUUUUCUCUGAAAAAUAACUAUGUGAACAUUUGCACCGGUGCAAACAGUGUCAGUGGUGUUUUGUGUGUCUCGAUCAGUCCGUCGUAUUGGGAUGAAGCCAGAGAAGGCGGAGGCUGUGCUGCUGACACUCACUCUGCUGAAACAGAAUAUAAAACAUACCAGGAGGACGGCAGCCUGCCUUUGGGUACUCCAGGUCUUCUGCUCCUCUGGUAGGUAAACGGCCAAACUCCUUAAAGCUUCAAUCACACUUUACUGCUUUGUCCAUCUGAUUUACUCUCAAUGUCAACAGUAUCCAGAAGUAAUACAAAUAUUUCUAUGGAACUCUGUGAGUUCAGGGAAUAUGGAGGAGGUCUACAUUCUGACGAGGCACGAAACAUUUGGCUUGAGUAUUGACAUGUGCUGGUGCCCUUAAUUUAGGAUAGUAAUGAGGAUUUAUUAAAAACAUACUCUAUCUAAAUGUUGACCAGUGAAAUGGUAAAAUAACAUGUCUGAGGUCACAUGGUCAGAGCUGAAGCAGCUUUAAGUCUGAUCAUUUUUACAAUGACUAUAAACUGUCAAUGAAAAGUAUCGUCUGUACGCAUACUGUACCUAGUUUAUGUGGUUGAAGUUUGAAUUUUGGUUGAAGUCUAUUGAAAUUCCCAUGAGGCCAGUAGAUUUCCACUGUGGACUUGUAAGAGAUCGGACAGGGAGAAACAUCAUCAACUAGCACUAGCCAGUAAAAAUGUAAUACUCAAAGGGCAUUAAUAUCGACGUGAGACUUUGUUUACUUUUGUAUCUUUCAGUCACCACUGCUACGCUGCUAGGAUAAAACCGAGGCCUGGACGUUAUAUUCAGACUGAUACCCCCUCAUACUACGAGGCACAUACGCACAGUGAAGUGAGUAUCGUAUAUCAUGUCUAUCUGUCAUUGGCUGUGCCAGAGGCAUGCCACAGCUACAGCCAGAGCUCAACAGUGUACUCACCGCUGCAUGCUCCAAGUGCUACACAUAA